AUGGUGCUGAAGGGUGGACGGGAGUUGCCUGUCGCUUCAUCCUCGAAUAACUGGGUAGUUCCGGACAGGUUACAAAGUUUGGCUGCUAAGCUGCCUAUUGAGCUUGUCCUUGCCAUUUAUGGCCAUCUCUCGCCUCAGGACAUCUGGAAUUGCACGCAUGUAUGCCGUCUCUGGUGCCAUGCCGGCAUCGACCUCCUCUGGUAUCGACCCAACAUUCAGAAGACUUCGGCAUUACUAAAACUCAUGACGACUUUGAAGAGUCCGAACCAGACUUUUCCUUACGGCGAGUUCAUAAAACGACUCAAUCUCACUGCAUUGGCCGCUCAACUUCCCGACGAAGUAAUCGACAAGUUCUCCGUCUGCACCAAAUUUGAGAGACUGACUCUCGCCGGUUCGAAAAAGGUUACCGAUGAAGGGUUGAAGAACAUCCUGCUGAACAACAGGUCAAUCAUGGCUUUGGAUAUUGCGUCGAUGGAGUUGAUCACGGACAAGUCGGUCGAGCUUAUUGCGGAAACAUGCCGAGGCUUACAAGGUCUUAAUAUGACGGACUGCAAAAACAUCACAGAUGAUGCGAUAUUGACAUUGGCCGACAGCUGUCCGAGUUUGCGGAGGAUUAAAGUGAGCAAUUGUGUCAAAUUAGGAGACACGUCUGUUCUGAAGUUGGCAGACAAAUGCAAGAAUCUGAUGGAAGUUGAUUUGAACAACUGCAGUACAAUCUCAGAUCAUGCGAUUGACACGAUCUUCCGCAAUCUUCCAUCCUUGAGAGAGUUCCGUAUCGCAGGAUGUUCCAACAUCACGGAUACUGCUUUCGAAUCCCUGACGGACGGAUCCAGCCCUUCUUUGCGCAUCUUGGAUCUAACUUCCUGCGCCCGGAUCACAGAUGAUACAAUCUCCAGGAUUGUCAACUCGGCGCAGAAGUUGCGAAACCUCGUCUUGGCCAAGUGUCCAAACAUCUCGGACCGCGGCUGCACCUACAUUGCACGACUCGGAAAGAACUUGCAUUAUUUGCACCUUGGACACUGCAGCGCCAUCACUGACCGCGGCGCGAUCACCAUCGCUCAGCACUGUCAACGCAUCCGCUAUCUCGAUCUCGCUUGCUGUUCUCAGAUAUCAGACAACUCCGUUCAACGGCUCGCCCAACUCCCCAAACUUCGUCGUAUCGGUCUGGUCAAAUGCGCCAACGUCAGCGAUCGAUCAAUCGAGGCCCUCAUCAACCGUCAAGGCGAGAACACGCUCGAGCGCGUGCACAUGAGUUACUGCGUCAGGCUGACCUUGACCGCUGUCCUCUACCUCGUCAACGCAUGUAAUAAAUUGACCCAUCUCAGUCUCACGGGUGUACCGUCUUGCAUGCGUGAUGAUCUCCGCCAGUUCUGUCGUCCGUCGCCACCAGACUUUAAUCAGCAUCAGCAAGCCGUGUUUUGCGUCUUCAGUGGUGAUGGCGUCAAAGCCCUCCGGAAACACCUCAAUGAGUUGUACGAGUUUCACCGCCAACAGGCCGAGACGCUGUAUCUGCAGCACCAAGGCGAGAACCCGGAGCAACUUGCUUUAAUGGCGGCACAAGGGGCACAGGUGAUGUUCGAUGGUGGCUUCCAUAACGUGGAUAACACGGGUAACGCGGAUAACGUAGACAACACAGAUGAUUUUGGGGAAGCGGAUGACAAUGACAAUGACAUGGAUGAAGGCGAAGAUUAG
Messenger RNA from Saitoella complicata NRRL Y-17804, 1692 nucleotides. RefSeq names its product SCF E3 ubiquitin ligase complex F-box protein grrA. The coding region runs from base 1 to 1692 and encodes 563 amino acids. Gene Ontology annotation, molecular function: protein binding. The transcript has a single exon. The record is from RefSeq and is a predicted model, not a curated record. Gene Ontology annotation, cellular component: SCF ubiquitin ligase complex. NCBI's taxonomy places the organism in Eukaryota, Fungi, Ascomycota, Saitoellomycetes, Saitoellales, Saitoellaceae. Gene Ontology annotation, biological process: SCF-dependent proteasomal ubiquitin-dependent protein catabolic process.